AUGAGUAGAACAACAGCGUCUAGUUCACAGUUCAUUGGUUUCAGUUUGUCUGUGGGUCGCUCAACCCAAGACAGCCGUGCUCCCUACACCCCCAUUACUCCAGCGAGUCUCACGGUAUCCCCAACGACAGCAGCGCCGCCCCCCAACAUCACCAGAACAGCCCAAACCAACCUUCCCGUCGGUACCUCAACGUCGGCUCGUGUUAUCGGUCAGAGUUGGCAGUCAUGGGUGAACACGGCCGUUGAGGUAUGUGAAUGUCACACGUCUUGUGCUGACCGACAGCGCGUGGUCGCGCAAGGCAGCUACGUCUGCCGGAUCGUGGCUGAGGAGGGACAGGAUCGGAUCAACUUCCCACUGCGCCACAAGGGUGCAGGAGAAACACUGAUGUUUGGCCUCAAAACCUACAAAGUGCCCCUCGCAGCGGAGACCACCACUUUCCACGUCCACAAGAAAGACGGCGACAACAUGACGUACCUAUACGACGUGUCCCGCGGAGACUUCCAGGCUACCACCACCACUACUGGCACCGACAUGAGGGUCGUGUUCGAUACCCUGGUCAACUACUUGAAUGAUUUGCGCAACGCAAUCCAAGCUACCAGCACAGCCCGGCCACCUCCCUUCAUCGCCUCUGCCUUUGGAACGGCCCCGCAUGAACCUUCCAGGCGCAAGAGGGCCGCCUUGAAUCAGGCUUCACAGCAGGUGUUGCCGCCCCCCACCCCUCCUCCACAAGCUAGCUCGACUCCCCCCUCUGGCUACCGUUGCUCGACGAGGGCCGCGAGCAAGCAAGCAAGGAGUCAAAUUGGUACAUAUCCUGUAUAA
Molecule: messenger RNA, 819 nt
Organism: Apiotrichum porosum
Lineage: Eukaryota; Fungi; Basidiomycota; Tremellomycetes; Trichosporonales; Trichosporonaceae
Exons: 3
Coding region: 1-819 (272 amino acids)
Source: RefSeq, a predicted model, not a curated record